Molecule: messenger RNA, 1304 nt
Organism: Punica granatum (pomegranate)
Lineage: Eukaryota; Viridiplantae; Streptophyta; Magnoliopsida; Myrtales; Lythraceae
Source: RefSeq, a predicted model, not a curated record
UCGAUCGGCAUUCGCGCUCACGCCGCUCGUCAAUGGCGGGAAACCUCUGACAGAGAGGGAAGCUCCCGGAGAAGACAGUGAUGGGAUCGGAAGCUCCUCUACCCCAAUGGGCCUCAAAGCCUUGCAUUAUGGGCAUCGACGAAGCCGGCCGCGGCCCUGUACUAGGGCCUAUGGUGUACGGCUGCUUGUACUGCGCGCGGUCUUAUCAGAAGACUCUCUCCACGCUCAGCUUCGCAGAUUCAAAGACAUUGAAGGAAGAGAAGCGGGAGGAGUUGUUCGAGGGUCUUAAGGUCAAUGAAUCGAUUGGGUGGGCCGUCGACGUCAUAGAUCCGAAGGAGCUUUCGGCUAAAAUGCUGAAGAAGAACAAAAUAAACCUCAAUGAAAUCUCGCACGAUUCUGCAAUCGGGCUGGUUAAUAGGGUUCUUAGCAUGGGUGUUCUUUUAACGGAGGUUUAUGUGGAUACCGUUGGAGAUGCAGAGAAAUACCGAAUUAAACUUUCCGAAAGAUUUCCUUCGAUCAAAUUUGUCGUUGCGAAGAAGGCUGAUAGUCUCUAUCCAGUUGUUAGUGGAGCCAGUAUAGUUGCAAAGGUCACAAGAGACAGAGCAGUGCGUGAUUGGGUGCUCGAGGAAACAUCUGAAAACAUGCAACGCAACUUUGGCUCGGGAUAUCCUGGAGAUCCUGAAACUAAGGCAUGGUUGGAGCAUCAUAAAAACUCCAUCUUUGGGUUUCCAACUUUGGUUAGAUUCAGUUGGGGAACUUGCACGCCAUAUUUCAAGGACUGCGUUGAAGUCCUAUGGGAAUCUGAUGCGGCAGAAGAAGAUGGUUCUAGCAGUUCUAAUGGUAAGCGGCAGGUGAAGCUAAGCAGUCUUGGCUUCACAUCCAAGAGGAAGAUCGAAGAGACUGAAGUGAAGAGCGAAUCCAGUGGGAAGGGCCGCUGCAAAUUCUUCCAAGCACGAAAACUUGAGCAACUUGCUCAGUUCUGAGGAGGGUUUAGUAAUAUUAUUGAUUGAGAAGUAUGAAUAUUAACCGGUGCUACUCUGUUUGAUCGAGUGUUGGUCAACUAAAAGGGUUUUGCCUCUCCUAGCACAUUAAUGCUGCAGUGUUUGAAAAUGCUGUAUGAAAAUCUGGGAACAUGAUGUGAUGUCACAGAAUAUGGCAAAUGGAAGCGGGAAUCGGACUAUUAGAAGAUGAAUCAUUUGAUGUGUUACUUGUCCUCUCAUGACAUGGCAAGAUAAUCGAUUGAUGUUAACUGAACUGUCAGAACUUUCAGAUCAAAUUGUGUCUUUCUGGCCUUUCUCGAUAAA